AUGACAAAGCUCAUGACUGAAAUGCUUCUUCAUUAUUGUUCUCUAUAUCAAAAUGCAUGCAAAGAUCCGCCAUGUGGAAAAUCCCUUUCAUUUGACGACUCACUCAGCGGAAAGUCAAAGGAGAAAUAUGAAAAGAACAAGAAGAAAAGUAAAGGUUCAAAAUCUCGCUUUUCAGUUCUUCAGAUAUACCUGAGAUGGGCUUGCCUCAAGGUUAUGAAACUCAAAUAUGAAUCGCAAAAACAACAACGUUCAAUUUAA
Molecule: messenger RNA, 258 nt
Organism: Clunio marinus
Lineage: Eukaryota; Metazoa; Arthropoda; Insecta; Diptera; Chironomidae
Source: the annotation of a GenBank genome assembly